Eimeria mitis is the source of this 885-nucleotide messenger RNA. RefSeq lists its product as uncharacterized. The coding region runs from base 1 to 885 and encodes 294 amino acids. The record is from RefSeq and is a predicted model, not a curated record. Gene Ontology annotation, molecular function: leucyl-tRNA--protein transferase activity. NCBI's taxonomy places the organism in Eukaryota, Apicomplexa, Conoidasida, Eucoccidiorida, Eimeriidae. Gene Ontology annotation, biological process: protein catabolic process. Gene Ontology annotation, cellular component: cytoplasm. The transcript is spliced from 5 exons.
AUGUGCCUGUUCUUGAAUCUGGAUAAAGGCGUGACUCUUGCCUCGAAGAACCUACGGCGAAAAUCCCGGCAUUUCCUGGUGUCGGUAGACAGGGCUUUUGACGAGGUACUGGCUGGAUGUGUGAGGCGCCACGGUGAAAAUUGGCUGUGGAAGUCCGUGCGGCAGGUGCGACCACUGCGGUUAUUUCUGUCUCUGUGCCUUUGCAAUUGCCAAAGUGUCUCAGAGCUCUGCACCGGCGAACUUUGCGCGAGGCUGCACUACGGCGUCAGCGCGAAGGCUUACCUGAAGGGUCUUCUCCUGAGGCUCCUGCCCCGAACCACCACGGCGUACAACAGACUGUGCAGCAAAGUGGUAGCGAAUUUCUUUGUCCUGAAGAUGUGCAGCUGCACAGUUUUGAAGUUUGGGUACCGAGAAGUCGGUGUAUCCAUCGGCAGGGUGUACACCAGCCUAACAGCCUUCACGGAUGCAGACUCAGCUGGCACUGCGCAACUUACUGCAACUCGACUGCUUUUGCGCAAAGCCGGGUAUGAGCUUCUGGAUUUAGGGAUGAAUCUGCCCUACAAAGCAACUCUGGGGGCGAAGCCGCUGCCCCGAGAGGUUUUUCUUAAAUUGUUUCGACGCCUUCGAGACCGAAACGCCACACCGCUUGACGCCACAAUGCAACAAUGCCACGAAUCAAUACAGGCCGCAGCCAAGCCACAAUAUGGAACCACCGAACAAUCGAAGGGCCAGUGGGUUGGGAGACAGGAUGGGACGUCGCGCACGGCCUCCAAGGACAUUAGAGGGGAACCCACACCACCAGCGGCGGAAAAUGUGCAGAGACUCCAUUUGCCUCCAGGAUGUGUUCGAUGUGUCGAUCUAUUUAGGCUGCUUGAGGGGUCAUAG